Coturnix japonica (Japanese quail) is the source of this 1361-nucleotide messenger RNA. Its product is annotated as ras-related and estrogen-regulated growth inhibitor-like protein A. Gene Ontology annotation, molecular function: GTP binding; GTPase activity. NCBI's taxonomy places the organism in Eukaryota, Metazoa, Chordata, Aves, Galliformes, Phasianidae. The record is from RefSeq and is a predicted model, not a curated record.
CACAUGGAGGAGCUGGGUGUGCUGCCAUGCGGCUCCGGCUGCGCAGGAGUGUCAGCUUCACCCCUGAGCACCCGGCCCUCCUGGAACUGCCCUGCCCUGCCGCCCUGAGAGCAGAAGCCAACGUGUUGGUGAUGGGAGCGGACAGCGUGGGGAAAUCAGCCCUGACUGUGCGUUUCCUCACUAGGCGCUUUAUUGGGGAGUACGGAGACAUGGAGUUCAUCUACAGCCACACACUGACCGUGGAUGGCCGAGAGGUUCUCUUCCACAUCUGGGAUGUCCCCAACUCACAGGACCAGGCUGACGAUGGCUCCUCGGAGGAGAAACGAGUCCAGUGGGCGGAUGGCUUUGUCCUGGUCUACAGCAUCUGUGACCGCGCCAGCUUCGACUUCUUGCCCCUCAAAGUGCAGUUCAUAAGGGCGGCCAAGGAGGGGCAGGGCCAGGUGCCCAUCGUCAUCGUGGGCAACAAGCGGGACCUGCAGCACCAGCGGGUGGUCUCCAGCGAGGAGGGGCGGCUCCUGGCCCUGUCUCUGGACUGUGGUUUCUAUGAGGUCUCUGCAGCUGAGGCCUAUCAUGGGGCUCUCAUGGUGUUCCAUGGACUGGCUGAGCGCAUCCCCGACACCAGGUUGGCACUGAAAAGAGGUGCUGGCAUCCGGGGCAUCGUCAAGACCGUGUCAGCAGUGUUUGCCCGUAAGCGGAUGGACUCGCUCUGAGCUGUGCCUUUACUCCUGUGUUGUGCAGCUGGAUGAGGCCUCCUGUGUUCUGUGCAGUUGGGUGCAUUCCAGGAGCAUGGCAGGUUCUCCAAACCCCAGGAUCUGGGACUCUGGCUGUAUAUGGCCAGUGAGGCAAGGGCCUUCCUCUGCUCAGCCCUCAGCUCUGUUGGCUGCACAAUCCCCAGCUCCUUCUGCAGGCUAACAGGGAGGACAUGCAGCUAUAUCCCACUCUGUGUCCUUGCUGUCACCCUGGCUGUGCCAGUAAUGAGCCUGGAGGACAGCAGGCAGAGUCCUUCACCCCUCCUUCUCAUCGCAUCUCAUCUUCUCCCACCCCAUCUCAUCCUAUGUGACUCCAAGCAGUGCUGUGCUGCUGACCUCCCUCUUGCAGCCUUUUGGUGACAGCCCAUGCUCAGCAUGGGAAAGUCAGGCGCUGGGCUUUUUCCCAGGAUGUGGGACUGCGCUGCGUGUCUCAUAAAUGCAGACCUCUGAGCCUGCUCCUCCCCAGGGAGGAAGGGAUGGGGGGAGGAGGGCAGGGAGGCCUUUCCCCUUCCCUGGGAAUGCAGUGUGUAGGAAGGAGGUUGUGUGUGUGCAGUGCAGACAGCGAUUUCUCUGUGCUGUUCUCCUGCAAAUGGAAUAAAUCUUUGGCAAGAA